GAACGUGUCACCAAGCUGUCUCCACGAGAACACACUGAAGAGGACCUGAGCCAACUGUUCGAGGCCUCCAUGAAGUUGUACUGAAUGUCCUGCUUCAGCCUGCAGGUGGCGCUAACGUGCAGCAGGAAACAAUCAUUUUAAAAGUCAGAUAGAUACACGUUAAUGUUUGACUCGUUGGUACAUUCUUUAAACACAAUGGAAGUCUGAUUAUUGGACGGUUAACUCCGUCUGCAGGAACCACAGAAUGACCUAAAACUGAUUCUUUCUGUUUUCAAUAAAAGUCUCAUCAGAUGGGU
Molecule: messenger RNA, 296 nt
Organism: Austrofundulus limnaeus
Lineage: Eukaryota; Metazoa; Chordata; Actinopteri; Cyprinodontiformes; Rivulidae
Product: hydroxyacid-oxoacid transhydrogenase, mitochondrial
Cellular component (GO): mitochondrion
Molecular function (GO): alcohol dehydrogenase (NAD+) activity
Source: RefSeq, a predicted model, not a curated record